CCCCUUUAUUCCCCUGGUUAUCCGUCCUCCUUCUCCGUUGACCCAGCACCUCCCCGACACUCUGUCGGUGCUCCGCAGGCACAUGCGCACAGUCGGGGAGGGGGGGCAGGCUGAACGGCAACGCGGUGCUGGCAGCGCAGGCGAGCUGCCGUGGACCAUUGCCGAUCACGUUUUGCCCUGGACGGGUAAACUCAGAACUGGCCGCAGAAGACCCUCUGCACGGCCUGCGCAGUUGCACACUCACGUCGGACGUCGUGUCCGUCCCGGGCUGGCGUUUUCCAGCUUGGCUUGGGGAUGGUCUGAGCCAAUCCGUGCAGAUGAGCGUUGCCCGUUCCUGGUUGUUCGAGUCGGGGGCUGGACUUCGGCAUGUCUUGGGCGCUGUUGGUUUCGAGCGCUUCUGGUGAACCGCGCCUGGACUGGGAGCCAUUGGAGCCUCCCACCACAGAGAGAGACGCACACUCCGUAGCAAUUUUGUCUCCAGCAUCGUGGCUCCAUUGCGCAGUCUCUGUUGCUCGAAAUAUGCGGAAGCUCUCGAGACGCUCUCAAGUGCUAGCAUCUGGUGGCGGGGACGCUGCAAAAGUAUGGGAGACGGUCAACGCUCUUGGAGCGAAACCGGGCAUGAUCAACAUGGGACAAGGCUUUCCAGAUUUUGAAGGGUCUGCCGUUGCACGGCAGCAUGCCGUCGAAGCCAUCAGAAUGGGUGGCGCAGGCAUGAACCAGUACAGUGCACAGCCCGGGCUGCUGCAGCUACGAGAGGCCAUCGCAGGUUUUUGCGAACGUCGACACGGGGCUGUCUAUGAGCCCACGACAGAAAUUGUUGUUACAGCGGGUGCGCAGGAAGCUCUGGCAGCAUCAUUCUUGGCAUUCCUCGAUGCUGGAGACGAAAUUGUAUUGAUCGAGCCGUUCUACCCGUUCAUGCUGGGCUCCGUGCAUCUGGCUGGAGCCGUGCCGCGCAUGGUGACAUUGCAGCCUCCAGAUUUCGGAAUUCCCAUUGCUGAUUUGCGGGACGCUGCGUCCUCGCCAAAAGUCAAAAUGAUCGUGCUGAACACUCCGCACAACCCGACUGGCCAUGUAGCGACUGCGGAGGAAGUCAACGCCAUAGCCGACAUCUGCAGAGAGAAAGACCUCAUCGCCGUCGCCGACGAGGUCUACGAGCACUGUGUCUUUGCAGGCCGAGCCCACCAUCGGCUGGCGGACCUCCCGGGAAUGCGCGAGCGGACCGUCAGCAUCGGCAGCGGCGGCAAGCUCUUUUCCGUCACGGGCUGGCGGGUGGCGCGGGCCGCUGGGCCAGCAGAGCUGCUGAGGCCUCUGGGGCAGGUGCACACGCACCUCACGUUCAGCGCUCCCACGCCUCUGCAGGCUGGCAUCGCAGCGGCACUGGGGGCAGACGAUGGGCUUCACGGUGUCGCGUGCCUCUUCGCCGGCAAUUUUGAGCUCCUGUCGACGGCGCUUCUUUCCGUCCCAGGCGUGAGAAGAAUCUGUGCGGCGCAAGGGGGCUACUUCCUCGUCGCCGAGACAGACCGCCGUGAUGUGGAUUUCUGUACCAUGCUUGCAGAGGAGUACCAGAUGGCUUGCACGCCCAUGUCUGUAUUCUACGUCACGCCAUUCGCAGAAGACUCGCCCUGCAACCUUGUGCGGUUCACGAUCUGCAAGUCCAGGGAACUGAUCGAGCGCGCUUGUAAAGCGUUGGCAGGAAAGCCUAUUGGAGAAGCCGCCACCUCAGCAAAGAGACAGCGCACUGCAUAGCCAGCGUUGCAAAAUACAUCGCGCGCGGUUCGCAUUCGCUCGGAC
Messenger RNA from Prorocentrum cordatum, 1791 nucleotides. The record is from the annotation of a GenBank genome assembly. NCBI's taxonomy places the organism in Eukaryota, Dinophyceae, Prorocentrales, Prorocentraceae.